CGUCACUUGCAUCUACACAACCAACAAAUUAAAAUUACCGAUUCACCGCGACCAUCCUUCUUUAGAUCCAAUCUUCAAGUCUCUCCAAUUGCAUUGCAAAUGGCCACCGAAGAUCCCAUUGUUGCAAUUGAACCUGCCUCCGGGCCGGUCCCUGAGCCGGCCGACGUUAAACCAGCGGACGAGAAACCGGCUACCAAAGCCUCCAAAGCCAAGGCUGCCAAAGAAGCCAAGGCUAAGAAGCCAGCUGCUCCUAGGAAGCCUAGAAGCCCUCCCUCUCAUCCUCCAUAUGAAGAAAUGAUCAAAGAAGCGAUUGUGACCUUGAAAGAAAAGACUGGUUCGAGUCAGUAUGCGAUUACUAAGUUCAUUGAGGAGAAGCAGAAGAAUUUGCCGUCUAACUUUAAGAAGCUUUUGCUUUUUCAUUUGAAGAAGCUUGUGGCUUCUGGAAAGCUCGUGAAGGUAAAAGGCUCGUUCAAGUUGCCAUCGGCCAGGGCCGUGGCUCGUAAGCCGGCUCCAGCGAAGAGGAAGCCAGCUGCUGCUGCUAAAACCAAGGCUAAAACUCCCGCUGCGAAGCCUAAAGAAACCAAAACUACAAAGGCGGCGGUUAAAGCUCCAGCUAGGCCUAAGCCGGCUGCUAAACCAAAAGCAAAGCCGGCUUCUAAGCCUAAGACGGUUACUGCCAAGCCGAAGGUGGCUCCGGCUAAAGCUAAGGCUGCAGCUAAGCCGAAGGCUGCACCAAAGCAGAAGGCUGCUGCAUAUCCUGCCAAGGCUUCGAGAACGUCAACGAGGACUUCUCCAGGGAAAACGGUGGCGUUAGCUCCCAAGCCGACUCCUAAAAAAGCUUCAGCUCCUAAGCCGGCUCCGAAAAAAGCUUCGGCUCAGAAGAAGGCGCCAGCUAAGAGUGUUAAGCCGAAGAGCGUUAAGUCACCGGCCAAGACGAAGACGAAGGCGAAGGCGAAGGCGACGAAGGGUUCUGCAAGGAGGGGCAAAAAGUGAGGAGAGAGAAUGGAGUAGUGUUGUAGGGAUAGUUUUGUAAAUUGGUGUUAUAGAUGUGGGUCCAUGUAAUACCCAUGAAAAUAUGACAUCGGAUUUUAGUCUCGUUUGUUUUUUCUGAUAUGAUUUUUAUAUUUUUAUUUUGUUUAGGAUUCAAAACAGUUUUUAGAUGUAAUUAUCAGUUGAAUGAUUAUGAGAUGAGCUAGGGUUUAUGUAAUGGUUUACAUAGUGUAUAUUUUAUUUCUCUUUUCACGUGGAAGGGUUAUGUUUUUAAUUUGUGGUAUAUAUGAGUGGUUGCGAAGUUGAAGAAUUUUAUGCAACCUUGUUUUUGCUGUUUCAA
Messenger RNA from Mangifera indica (mango), 1330 nucleotides. Its product is annotated as histone H1-like. The transcript has 2 exons. NCBI's taxonomy places the organism in Eukaryota, Viridiplantae, Streptophyta, Magnoliopsida, Sapindales, Anacardiaceae. The coding region runs from base 100 to 993 and encodes 297 amino acids. Gene Ontology annotation, cellular component: nucleosome; nucleus. The record is from RefSeq and is a predicted model, not a curated record. Gene Ontology annotation, biological process: nucleosome assembly; negative regulation of DNA recombination; chromosome condensation. Gene Ontology annotation, molecular function: double-stranded DNA binding; structural constituent of chromatin; nucleosomal DNA binding.